CUUCAAGAUCCUAAUCUGCGAAAUGAUGGCAACCACAUUUCACCAUUCAGUUGCGAAUUUCUUUCAUCUGAAUGUGAAGAGUUUCGUGUGUCUUCUUGAACCAUUCGAAUGAAUUCGCUGGCAGCAAUGCAGGAACUCAGCCAACUUGGCGGAUAUUUUCAAAAACUUGCUGCAGGCGGAUUCGUGAUCAACCCAUCUUCUUCUUCUUCCUCAUCGAACAAUUCCUCAUCUAACACUUCUUCGUCCAAUUUUCUAUCUCCAUAUGAGUAUCAAGAAUCCUCGACCUCACCACGUGACACUACAGAUUCAUCUGGUGAAUCCUCGUUGUCCUCUUCUGGCUCUUCAUCUUCACUGAAUGGUUCUUGUAAUGUUGCAGCCAAGUUGAUCAAGUUCCGCGGGCAUAACGUCGCCGCUUUUGACAUAAACGGCAAAGAAAUGAUUUGUUUGCCUCAGGUGUACGAGGUAUUUCUCAAAAAUAUGGUAGGAGGACUUCAUACGGUAUACACUAAACUCAAACGGUUGUACAUUCAUCCGAUGGUUUGCAAUGUAGAACAGGUGCGCGCCCUUCGAUCACUUGGAGCUAUCCAGCCGGGUGUCAACCGAUGUAAACUACUCAAGACUUCGGAUUUCGAGAAACUCUAUGACGAUUGUACAAGCACUUGUACCCGCCCUGGGCGCCCAUCAAAAAGAAGCUUUGAUGAUUGGAAUAACGGCGCAGUAAUAAUUAAGAAAGAUAAAACGGAUUCAGAGCCUGUGAAUGGGCCCGUAUUCAACCAACUAAUGCAACCGCAAAUGACGCCUCAACAAAUUUUGAUGCAACACUUUGUUGCGCUUUCUCAGAAGACGAAAAAUAGUUUUGAGAGAGCAGAUGAUGAUGAUCAAAAUCAGAGAGACGCUGAUGAUAUAACGCCAUUGAAUCUAAGUAAAAGUGGAGGAAAUUCUGAGAAUGACUCAGAUUCUUUAGAAAAUAUGAGAAAAGAAGAUUCCUCACCAAACACGUCUGUUAGUGAUCGUGGUGGCUCCAACUCAAAUUCAUUGUCAAUGUCAAUGGAGGCUGGGAGUAGUAGUAGUAGUGGCAAAAACGAUGAAGCUUCUAUGAUGAAUAAAGUAAUGUCCUUAAUUGAACUUGCUAGCCAACAGUUCAAGCAUGAAAGAGAAGAGCUAUGGAAAGAGCGAAGCGAAAUACAAGUUCUUCGAGAGAGUUUUCACAAGAUUGUGCAAGAAGAACGCGAUUUGCGCAAAAAGCUCGAAACUCAGAACAAGAAAUGCACGGCUUUCGAAAAACGCUACAAAUAUGUCAAAAAACAACUAUUGCUGGCGAAUGCGGACCUGAGAAGAUAUAAGGAAAAGGAGGAGCAGUCUUCGGACGGAAAUUCUGUGGAACUUUGAAGCUUUUUUUUUGAAAUCAAUUCAAUUUUUUUCAGAAUUACGAACUAAGUAUUUUUGUGUAGAAAAAAGCACUAAAUAAACUGUCAUAUG
Caenorhabditis elegans is the source of this 1479-nucleotide messenger RNA. It is a transcript of the gene dac-1, whose product is annotated as Dachshund homolog dac-1. Lineage: Eukaryota; Metazoa; Nematoda; Chromadorea; Rhabditida; Rhabditidae. Gene Ontology annotation, cellular component: nucleus. The transcript has 9 exons. The record is from RefSeq and is marked reviewed. The coding region runs from base 127 to 1389 and encodes 420 amino acids.